Molecule: messenger RNA, 1701 nt
Organism: Fusarium fujikuroi IMI 58289
Lineage: Eukaryota; Fungi; Ascomycota; Sordariomycetes; Hypocreales; Nectriaceae
Product: related to alpha glucosidase II beta subunit
Exons: 3
Coding region: 1-1701 (566 amino acids)
Biological process (GO): N-glycan processing
Cellular component (GO): glucosidase II complex
Source: RefSeq, a predicted model, not a curated record
AUGCAACACCCGAAUUCUCUGGCGCUUCUGGGCGCCAUUUACGCCUUUACCCUGGCUGCUGCUGGCAGUGUGCCUAGAGGUGUUGGCCCAGAAUUUGCUUCUCACUACCAGGGCGAUGAAUUCUCCUGCAUCACCAACGCAGCGAUCAAAUUGAGUCUUGACCGAGUCAACGAUAACACGUGCGAUUGCCCCGAUGGCUCAGACGAACCAGGCACCGCUGCCUGCGCCAACCUCGAUCCUCUCUCCCCCGAACAACCACUCGCCGGCUCCGUCUCCGGCACGACAAACACCACCAACGCCCUGCCCGGCUUCUGGUGUGAGAACAAGGGCCAUAUUGGCAUGUACGUUCCAUUCCUCUACGUAAACGACGGCGUGUGCGACUACGAGCUCUGCUGCGAUGGGUCAGAAGAGUACGCUGGUGUAGGCGGUGUCAAGUGUGAGAACAAAUGUGCCGAGAUCGGAAAGGAGUAUAGACGAUUGGAGGAUGAGAAGAAGAAGGCUUUGCAGAAGGCUGCGAUGAAGAGGGGUGCUAUGGUCAGCGAGGCUAAGAACUUGCGACAAAAGGUUGAGAAGAAGGUGGAGGAUCUUAAGAAGGAGAUUGCGGCGCUGGAAGUCAAGAAAGAGGAACUCGCUCAGAAGCACCGCGACGCUGAACAGCAAGAUAAGGGAAAGGUUGUCCGCGAGGGUCCUGGCAGCGGAAAGCUCGGUGUUCUUGUUGGUCUUGCAAAGACACGCGUCAACGAGCUCAGGGAUACGCUGGACAGGGUCGUUACCCAGCGUGAUGCCCUCAAGGAGCGAGUCGGUGAACUUGAGGAGCUUUUGACAAAGUUCAAGACCGACUAUAACCCCAACUUCAACGAUGAGGGUGUCAAGGCGGCGAUCCGGUCUUUUGAGGAUUACUCGGCUCGUCGGGCGGAGAGCAAGGAGGAGGUUGUGAACGAUGAGGAUGUUUUGAGUGUUCUGAAGGAGGAUGGGGAGAACAGUGGUGUUAACUGGAGUGAGUUCGAAGAGGGUGAGGGCAGUGAUACUGAUAUACUCUACAACUUUGAGGCAUACCUCCCCCCUCCCGUCCGAGCCUUCAUUCACAACUCUCUCGACAACCUCCGCGUCUGGGCCAUCACCAACGGCAUCCUCGCCGACAACUCAUCCCCCGGGAAAGAAUCCACCCUCGUCCGCACAGCCCGCGAAGCCGUCGACGCCGCCAAACGCGACCUCUCCGACAAGAAAUCCAGUCUCGACGUCGAGCAAGCCGAUCUUGACUUUGACUACGGACCUGACGAUAUCUUCCGCGCCCUCAAAGACAAGUGCGUCACCCUCGAGGCGGGCGAGUACACUUACGAGCAAUGCUGGCUGGGCAGCACGAAGCAAAAGUCCAAGAAGGGCCAUGGCCAAAGCAACAUGGGCAAUUUCAAGCGCAUUGAUAGAGAGAUGGCGGAUGAAGAGGACAGGAUCGAUGGGAAGAGUCUUGGUAGGGGUGAGAGGAUGGUGUUGAGGUAUGAGGAUGGUCAGCAGUGCUGGAAUGGUCCGCAGAGGAGAACGGAUGUUUGGCUGGGAUGUGCGGAGACGGAGGAGCUGUGGAGGGUCAGUGAGAGCGAGAAGUGUGUUUACAGGAUGGAGAUCGGUACGCCUGCUGCUUGUGAUUUUUCGAGAUGGGAUGUAGGAAGCCAGCCUAAGAAGCCCAGAUCUCGGGAUGAGCUAUAG